This is a messenger RNA of Colletotrichum acutatum, 1494 nucleotides long. Its product is annotated as Alpha/Beta hydrolase protein. Bases 1 to 1494 code for a protein of 497 amino acids. The transcript has 3 exons. The record is from RefSeq and is a predicted model, not a curated record. Lineage: Eukaryota; Fungi; Ascomycota; Sordariomycetes; Glomerellales; Glomerellaceae.
AUGGUGCAAAAAACCGUCAUCGGCGCUGCACUGGCUCAGGCCGCAAGCGCAGCUCUUUACGAUACUACUGUUCAGACAAAAUAUGGAAUGAUUCAGGGCUACCCGGCGUUCAAUAGCUCUCCGGCAAACAUGUCUCUUGAUAAUUGGGCAGAUAUCGCCGUCUGGAAGGGCAUUCCCUUUGCUGCCUCUACCGCAGGCAACAAUCGCUUCAAGGCUCCUCAGCCCAUCGUCGCAUGGAACUCAACUCUGGACGCCAAGUCAUUUGGCAGUAUCUGCCCUUCUGCUGUGGGCAGCGGUACGGACGCCUACACCGUUGGCGAAGACUGCCUGAACCUCAACGUCUGGAGCGCGGCAAACUCAACGGAUGCCAAGUUGCCUGUAGUCAUGUGGAGCUAUCCGGCCGGUUCGACCGCAGCAAUGCCGCUCUUCGACGGAGCAGGCAUCGCCGACAAGGGCGUUGUAUACGUCAACUAUAACUACCGCACCGGGUCUUUCGGCUGGCUUGCAACGCCUGAGCUUAACCAGGAGAGACUUAGCACCGCUGGAUCGAACAGCUCCGGCAACUAUGGCAUGUUGGACCAGUUCGCCGCUUUGAAGUGGAUUCAUGAGAACAUUGCCAGCUUCGGUGGUGAUCCGAAUCACAUCACAGUCAUGGGUCAGUCCGCCGGAUCGGCGGCUACUUACCAUAUGCUUAACGGCCCUCUACACGGCGUUCCACUCCAUGGUGCCAUCAUCCAAUCUGGCACGGCGAGCAGAUACAUGGCAUCGAUGAACUGCUCUGAUAUUGCAUGCAUGCGCGCUCUUCCGAUGGAAGAUCUUGUCACCGAAUUCCUCAACUCCGAGUUCGACUUCACGGCCACUCUCGACUACUACGCUAUGCCGGACACUUAUAUCAACACUCUAGAGAAGGGAAUUGCCCAGGAUGUCCCUGUCAUGACGGGUAACACUAAAGACGAGAGCGGGGCGGAAUAUGGCCUCAAUAUCACUCUUUCAACUUACAUCUCUGACUUCAAUGAGACAUUCAACACGUGGAAGGACAAGUUUCUCGCCGCAUACCCUGCCAACGACUCGGCCACCGCCUCGGCAGCUGAAAAUGCCCAAUGGACUGACCGCUCAAAAGUGGGAACAUUCUUCUGGUCGCAGUUGUGGCAAGCCAAUGCUACGUCGUCGAUUUACAACUAUAUCUGGGAUCACGCUCCGCCUGGACAGACCCAGGGCGCCUUUCACAUGAGCGAGAUCAACUACGUUCACAACAACCUUUACGUAACCGACUCACCGUGGACUAGCGAGGACUACGAGAUUGCCGAAAUCAUGAACAGUUACUGGGUCAAUUUUAUCAAGACCGGCGAUCCGAAUGGAGAUGGCUUGAACCAGUGGACGCCUGCAAGCAAUGCCAGUGCGACAGUGAUGGAGCUGGGUGAUGCCCUUCCUAUUGCCAAGGACAACCAGAUUGAGUUGUUUGCCCAAUGGUCCGAUACCUUAGUUGCCUACUAG